This is a messenger RNA of Diospyros lotus (date-plum), 1847 nucleotides long. RefSeq lists its product as uncharacterized. Lineage: Eukaryota; Viridiplantae; Streptophyta; Magnoliopsida; Ericales; Ebenaceae. Gene Ontology annotation, molecular function: beta-1,4-mannosylglycoprotein 4-beta-N-acetylglucosaminyltransferase activity. The transcript is spliced from 3 exons. Gene Ontology annotation, cellular component: membrane. The record is from RefSeq and is a predicted model, not a curated record. Bases 239 to 1534 code for a protein of 431 amino acids. Gene Ontology annotation, biological process: N-acetylglucosamine metabolic process; protein N-linked glycosylation.
CCUUCUCUGUGUGUGUCGUUAGCGAAGAGCGAGAUUUCUCUCUCUCUGGGGUCUCUCUCACUAUAUCGAUGCAGAUAUACACAAAUGUAUAUAUGGAUAUAUAUACACACAUACACACGCACAGACAAAUAUAAUACAGUGGAAUGGCCUCUCUUCCUAGUCGAUUCACGGCUUCCGAAGCUUCAAACAGGUGUUCAUGAUCAAUGUUGGUUGCUUCUCCCUGUGAUUAUUCUUUCACAUGGCCCUCCUACCUCAGCGCCUUACCUCCAUAAGGAAAUUUCUUGUCAUUGCAGUCCUUGUAUCAGUUGGUAUUUUUGGAAUUUUGAACCAUUGCCAGAAAAUCUCCUAUUUUUUCCGCCCACUUUGGGAUAAUCCUCCUCCUCCAUUCAAGCACUUACCUCAUUACUAUGCAGAGAAUGUGUCUAUGGACCAGCUCUGUCGUCUCCAUGGCUGGGAAGUACGCUCUGAACCCCGCUUGGUCUUUGAUGGCAUCAAUUUUAGCAAUGAGCUGGACUUGCUAGAGAUUCGCUGGCGUGAACUCAACCCAUAUGUCACAAAAUUUGUAAUCCUAGAAUCGAAUACCACCUUCACUGGUAUCCCAAAGCCUCUAUUCUUUGCUUCUAAUCGUGAUCGAUUUGCCUUUGCUGAGGAGAAGAUUGUUCAUGGUGUGUUUCCUGGACAUACUGCAGCCCCUGGGUCACGUGAAGACCCAUUUGCAGUUGAGGGACGACAGCGUGUCGCCAUGAAUUCAUUACUUCGUCAUGCAGGUAUUUCCAUUGGGGACCUCCUCAUUAUGUCGGAUGCUGAUGAGAUCCCUAGCCCAUACACUCUGAAAUUACUUCAGUGGUGUGAUGAUGUCCCGCCUGUGUUGCAUCUCGAACUGAGAAACUACAUGUACUCCUUUGAGUUCCCUGUAGACUACAGCAGCUGGCGGGCCACUAUCCAUAUUUAUGGUCCAUGGACCUACUAUCGGCAUUCAAGACAAACUGACCUUAUUCUUUCUGAUGCGGGGUGGCAUUGUAGCUUUUGUUUCCGUCAUCUACAAGAUUUUGUGUUCAAGAUGACUGCAUACAGCCAUGCUGACCGUGUGAAGCGAAAAGAAUUUCUCGAUCAUUCUAGAAUCCAGAGGCUCAUUUGUAAGGGAGAUGAUCUUUUUGACAUGUUACCUGAGGAGUAUAGUUUUCGCGAACUGAUUAAGAAAAUGGGUUCAAUACCUCGAUCUGCUUCUGCAGUUCAUCUUCCAGCUUACUUGCUAGAGAAUGCCCACGAGUAUAAAUUCCUCCUCCCAGGAGGCUGUCUACGCACAUCUGCUGCUCAUUACUGUCCGUGCACAUGUGAUUAUCUUGAAUGGCUUAUUCCCCAUGGGAGCUCAUUACUAUCCAUGCAAUAUUAUUAUCUUCAAUGGCUUAUUCCAAGUAGCUGCUCAUUAAGGUACUACAAAUCCAUGCCCUCUUUCUUGCAACCUUUAAGUUUAAUGCUUCUGUCCAAGGUUGCUAAAGUGUGUUGUGUUCUGAUCAAUUUUAGUUGUUUCUGAUGUUCUGUUUAAAAAUCAAUCAUCAAGAUUAGCUUGGAAACACAGGCUAGACAUGGUUUUGUCUUAUCUAGGAUUAUUAACUGAGGUGAAGAGAAGUUUUGAGCGAGAUCUCUUGUCUGCUCAUAAAGUUGAGGCAUUGGAUAUGGCCGGUUGGUUAUGAUGUUUAAUUUUAUACCAGAACCAUCCAAAUUUCCAGAAAAUUCCUAUACACCUCUCAGCAUUUGGCAUUAAGUUUGUUUUACUUGUUCCAUUCUGGUUUUCCUUAUGUCUGGCAUAUGUUGGAUAUUCAAGUACAUAUGCUGUUCUGAUCUUG